This is a messenger RNA of Staurois parvus, 456 nucleotides long. The record is from the annotation of a GenBank genome assembly. Lineage: Eukaryota; Metazoa; Chordata; Amphibia; Anura; Ranidae.
ACCCGUCUAUCAGAUUUCCUCUGCUGCAUUCCGUUCCAUAUCUGCCAUCCCUCUCUGCCAAUCCCUCCACUGGCUUCCCAUUCAGUGUCCUCCACCCCUCUCUGCCAAUCACUCCACUGGCCUCCAUUCAGUGUCCUCCAUCCCUCUCUGCCAAUCCCUCCACUGGCUUCCCAUUCAGUGUCCUCCACCCCUCUCUGCCAAUCCCUCCACUGGCCUCCAUCAGUGUGUCCUCCAUCCCUCUCUGCCAAUCCCUCCACUACUGGCUUCCCAUUCAGUGUCCUCCACCCUCUCUGCCAAUCCUCCACUGGCUUCCCAUUCAGUGUCCUCCACCCCUCUCUGCCAAUCCCUCCACUGGCCUCCAUUCAGUGUCCUCCAUCCCUCUCUGCCAAUCCCUCCACUGGCUUCCCAAUCAGUGUCCUCCAAUCCCUCUCUGCCAAUCCCUCCACUGCUUCCCAU